CAUCUAUCGAUGGGCGCCAGUGUGCGCUUUCUAUGAUACGAUACAUUGCAAUGGCAUUCUUGACUAAGCUGCUCCAGCUAAGGGUCGAUUCCGAUCAGGACUGUCAAAAAUGGGUUCGAUCGUAAACAGUCGCCUCGGAGAGAGGGAGCGCGUCGCCAAAGUUGAUCCCCAAUCGUCUUUCGCCGCUCACCAAUCGCCAUGUUAUCGGUUCAUUGGAAACGUGCCAGGACCACGCAGGUCGCUUGUGUAUUCCGCAUAGGAUGCUCAUUUGGACAGCUUCGACAGUCCUCAACUGCGUUCGAGAAGCGUGCUCUGGCGUUCACUCAGGAGAAGGCUAGACAGUCAGAAUUGAACAGGAACAGUCAUGGAUCCCGGCUUUCAAUUGAAAUCAUUCUUCCUGACGGCACAAAGAAAGUCGGAGCCGCAGGAGCUACCACGCCGCUGGAGAUCGCACAAGGCAUCUCUGGAAAACUGGCUAAGAGUACGUUGAUCGCACAGCUGAAUGGCAACACGUAUUGGGACAUGAGUCGACCUCUGGAACAGUCCUGCCAACUGGAACUGGUACCCUUUCAGGAGAACAACGAUCGCCUCACCAGUCUCUUUUGGCAUUCUUCGGCGCAUGUACUCGGAAUGUCCCUGGAAGCAAAAUAUGGCUCGCGCUUGCUUCUCUGCGAUGGACCUGCAAUCAAACAGGGCGGCUUCUUUUACGAAUUUUUAUUGACCAAGCAGGACCAGGAUCCAUCUCUCUCUGUGGCGGAGCUUUUGCAACAGAAUUACCCUUCGCACCAGUUCACCAAGGAGGAUAUCGCGGAUAUUCAGCGAACCAUGCAUCAGUUCGUCGCUCAACGAUUGCCUUUUGAGCGGCUAUCAGUCUCACAGGAGUUCGCCUACGGCCUUUUCCCUGAGAACAAGUUCAAGCAGCACUUUAUCGGCAACAUCCCUGCGGAUAGUGAGAUCACACUGUACAAGUGCGGUCCAUUCGUGGAUCUCUGCCGUGGACCUCAUGUUCAACACACGGGACAGCUGCAAGCGAUGGAGAUUUUGAGGACGUCUAGUGCCUAUUUCAUGCCAGAGUUGGAUCGGGACCCUAAAUCGCCCCAGGCACUGACACGGAUGUAUGGAAUUGCUUUCCCGUCAGUCAAAGAACUGAAGCAGUGGCAUUACCAAAAGAGCGAGGCCGAGAAACGUGAUCAUCGCGUCAUCGGCAAAAACCAAGGAUUGUUUGCAGUUCACCCAGCGAGUCCAGGAUCAGCCUUUAUGUUGCCGCACGGAACCAGAAUCGUGGAAAGGCUGCUGCGGUUUAUGAGACAGCAGUACCGGAAGUAUGGUUUCGAGGAGGUCAUGACGCCCUUGAUGUACAAGAAGGAGCUCUGGGAAACGUCAGGACACUGGCAAAACUACAAGGAGGACAUGUUCGAGGUCAAGCGAGGAUGCGAUCAUAGCCAUGACCAUUCGCACGAGCAUAAGGACAACGUAAAGGCAGAGUUGAGGGAAGGCCACGAUGAGGUGUUUGGGCUCAAGCCCAUGAACUGCCCAGGACACUGCCUGAUUUUUGACAUGUCGAAUCGCUCAUACAAGGAUCUGCCAAUUCGCUAUGCCGACUUUAGUGCACUUCACCGAAACGAAUCUACUGGAUCUCUUACUGGAUUGACCCGUGUACGCAGGUUCCAUCAGGACGACGCUCACAUCUUUUGCACGCGGGAUCAGAUCUUUCAAGAAAUCCGCUCGACCCUUUCGUUUGUAGAUACCGUUUACAGAACCUUCCGAUUCCCUUCCUACGAACUUGCGCUCUCGACGCGACCUCAGACCAAUUUUAUGGGGUCUAUCGAGGAAUGGAAUGCUGCAGAGGACUCUCUUCGCCAGGCACUGGAUGAUUCGGGACUUUCUUGGUCAAUCAACGAGGGCGAUGGUGCCUUUUAUGGGCCCAAGAUCGAUAUUCUGGUGAGAGAUGCUCUUGGUCGGAGGCACCAAACUGCGACCAUUCAGUUGGAUUUCCAGCUUCCACAGCGGUUUGGCUUGCAGUUCUAUGACCAACAGGACGAGAAGCAGCACCCUGUGAUUGUCCACCGAGCAGUGUUGGGAAGUGUAGAGCGUAUGAUGGCAAUCUUGAUUGAGCACACUGGUGGAAGAUGGCCUUUCUGGAUCUCACCGCGUCAAGCUAUGGUCGUGCCUGUUUUUGGUGGAAAGGCAGCUGAAGUCGACAGUACCAGCGCGGAGAGGAGCGAUGGCACCAGCGGUGGCGGGAAAUCCUUGACAGAAUAUGCGUUUUAUGUCAAGGAGACACUAGCCAAGGCGGGUCGCGAGCCACUUGUGGCGGGCCAGAAGGAUGCCGACGGCAAGGUUCAGGACCCUGUGGUAGGGAUGGAUGACAAGCACUACUUUGUGGAUAUUGAACAAUCCGGUGGCACACUCAACAAGAUGGUCCGUGAUGCACAGGUAGCCCAAUAUAACUUUAUCCUGGUGAUUGGCGAGAAAGAGAAGGAGCGGGGGACGGUGAACGUGCGGACGAGGGAGGGCGAAAGACUAGGAGAGAUGACAAUACCCGAGGUGCUCCAGCUGUUUAAGGAGCGGGAAGAUCAAUUCCUGUAACAGUAUUAGUAAUAAAUGAAAGGCG
Molecule: messenger RNA, 2614 nt
Organism: Gamsiella multidivaricata
Lineage: Eukaryota; Fungi; Mortierellomycota; Mortierellomycetes; Mortierellales; Mortierellaceae
Exons: 4
Coding region: 199-2589 (796 amino acids)
Biological process (GO): threonyl-tRNA aminoacylation
Cellular component (GO): mitochondrion; cytoplasm
Molecular function (GO): threonine-tRNA ligase activity; ATP binding
Source: RefSeq, a predicted model, not a curated record